Messenger RNA from Triticum turgidum subsp. durum (durum wheat), 1323 nucleotides. The record is from the annotation of a GenBank genome assembly. NCBI's taxonomy places the organism in Eukaryota, Viridiplantae, Streptophyta, Magnoliopsida, Poales, Poaceae.
AUGGCGUCCUCCGAGCUCACCUACCGCGGCCAGCAGGCGGCGGCGGCCGACGGCGCGCACGGCCCGGCCGAGAGCAAGCCGCGGACCAGGCAGCAGCUGCCGCAGCCUCUCCGGUACGUGCUGGGCGAGCAACGCCUCGUCUUCUCCUUGGUCGGCAUGGCCCUCGCCACCCUCGUCUUCCUCCUCCUCUCCCCCUCCACCACCACCACCACCUCCUCAAGCAGCAGCGUGGCGCACCUGGCGGCAGUGGGGCUGGUGUCGCGGCAGUACCAGUCGGGCGGCGCGGGGCGGAUGGCGUUCGAGGAGGGCACCGGCGGGGUGCGCCACGGCCGCGUGCCGCUGGGGCUGAAGCGCAAGGGCCUGCGCGUGGUGGUGACCGGCGGGGCCGGGUUCGUGGGCAGCCACCUGGUGGACCGGCUGCUGGCGCGCGGGGACAGCGUGAUCGUCGUCGACAACUUCUUCACGGGCCGCAAGGAGAACGUGGCGCACCACGCCGGGAACCCCAACUUCGAGAUGAUCCGGCACGACGUGGUGGAGCCGAUCCUGCUGGAGGUGGACCAGAUCUACCACCUCGCCUGCCCGGCCUCCCCCGUGCACUACAAGUUCAACCCCGUCAAGACCAUCAAGACCAACGUGGUGGGCACGCUCAACAUGCUCGGCCUCGCCAAGCGCGUCGGCGCCCGCUUCCUCCUCACCAGCACCAGCGAGGUCUACGGCGACCCCCUCCAGCACCCCCAGGUCGAGACCUACUGGGGCAACGUCAACCCCAUCGGUGUGCGGAGUUGCUACGACGAGGGCAAGAGGACGGCGGAGACACUGACCAUGGACUACCACCGCGGCGCCAACCUCGAGGUGAGGAUCGCUCGGAUCUUCAACACCUACGGUCCGCGCAUGUGCAUCGACGACGGCCGGGUCGUCAGCAACUUCGUCGCUCAGGCGCUGAGGAAGGAGCCCUUGACGGUGUACGGCGACGGCAAGCAGACGAGGAGCUUCCAGUACGUCUCCGAUCUGGUUGAGGGUCUGAUGAAGCUGAUGGAGGGGGAGCACGUGGGGCCCUUCAACCUGGGGAACCCGGGGGAGUUCACCAUGCUGGAGCUGGCAAAGGUGGUGCAGGACACCAUCGACCCCAACGCGCGCAUCGAGUUCCGGGCCAACACCGCCGACGACCCGCACAAGCGCAAGCCGGACAUCACCAAGGCCAAGGAGCUGCUCGGGUGGGAGCCCAAGGUGGCGCUCCGCAACGGCCUCCCGCUCAUGGUCCAGGACUUCCGCACCCGCAUCUUCGGCGACCAGAAGCAGCAACAACCAGACGGCUCCGAGUAG